AUGGCAUUCGUCAAGAGCCACUUUUACCCCGGGGCUGAUAUCCUCGGAGAUGUCUUCCACUGCAGCAGCUCAUCUUCUUUCAAGGUCAAAGGUGCACGUAUUGUGGCCGUGGGCGGUCAGAUAGGUGAAUCCGCCGACUACUCGCCUUUUACGCCCGAUGGCGCAGAUGGAUCGCAAUUCGAAGGUGGCCAUGCACAGCAAUUUGACGUUGCAAUGUACAACGUCGAGCGGGCUCUGGCUGUUGCAUCUCCACAUCUCAGUCCCGAAGAGCUGUGGGCGGGCGUCUACAACAUGACAUCGUUUCAUGUGGGCGUCGUAUCGCAAGAAGAGCAACUGGAGAUUGCAGCAAGUGCUAGAAAGUGGUUCAGCAAAGGGAACAACAAGCCAGCGUGGGCGGCAAUUUGUGUUGCAGCAUUGUUCCCACCAAAGUGCUUGAUCGAGAUUCAAGUUCAAGCUGCUUACAAGGAGGAAGACGCUUGA
This is a messenger RNA of Capronia epimyces CBS 606.96, 480 nucleotides long. RefSeq lists its product as uncharacterized. The transcript has a single exon. The coding region runs from base 1 to 480 and encodes 159 amino acids. Lineage: Eukaryota; Fungi; Ascomycota; Eurotiomycetes; Chaetothyriales; Herpotrichiellaceae. The record is from RefSeq and is a predicted model, not a curated record.